CUGGCGCAAGCUCGUGAAGCGCGUGCCGUUCGAGUUACAACGAGUACGGCGACGAAGCGAGAUACGGAGUCAUGCGGUCAGCCAAAAGGACACAAACCUACUGGCGAGCUGGGUGUUGGAUCGCGGGCGGGGCGGCGUGCGGGGGCGCCCCAUUGGCCCGCCGGGGCACGCCUCCGACGACGACGGUGCUCCGACGACGCUGAUGCCGUCGCUAUCCCUCCGCAUCACAACGCAACACUACCACCUCUUAACAACUUUCUCAACAUUGUCUAA
Messenger RNA from Danaus chrysippus (African queen), 273 nucleotides. The record is from the annotation of a GenBank genome assembly. NCBI's taxonomy places the organism in Eukaryota, Metazoa, Arthropoda, Insecta, Lepidoptera, Nymphalidae.